AAACGGGAAAGCAGACCAUUCCCUCCUCUUUCCACCCCCGUCAUCCUAGGGUUCUUCUCAGCAGGAAUCUACUUCGAUUCUUUUUCAACCAUUUUAAUGUUUCGAUAAAUCAAUGGCGAGAGAAGCUCAGGGUCCUGCUUUAGUUGAUCCUCUCGCCAACUACUGGGGACUCGCCCUCUUUCCUCAGACAUCCAGCGUGCCACCCGAUUCUUCAAAGCCCUAUAAUCCCGACGCAGACCUUGAUACCAUCGACAAUCAUCUCAGAUCCAUGGCCUUGGGAAGUCCCAGUAAGCUUCUGAAGCAGGCUAAGUCCAUAGUAGAUGGUAAUCCAGGACCAAUCAUCUCUGAAGUAUUCCGUGAUUCAGCACCUUGUGAGACAAGUUAUGUUGUUUCGGAAGAAGUUCCGGAGAAUCCUCGAGAACGGAGGCCAGCCUUGGGCCACAAGCGUGCCCGUUUCUCUUUGAAGCCAAAUAGAAAUCAUCUUAGCGAGAUUUUGAAACCAAGUGUCGACAUUGAUAGUCUGAAAGAUCCAGAGGAAUUCUUCAAGGCCCAUGAACGUUUAGAAAAUGCAAAAAGAGAAAUACAGAAGCAAACGGGUAAUAUAUUGUUUGAACCAAACGAGAACAAUACAUCCACUAAUGCACGGCACCGUCGCCCAGGACUCAUGGGGAAUAACCAGAGGAGGUCAGUCAGAUACAAGCAUCGAUACUCAAUAGAAACUUCUGGUCAGAAGGAGGAUAUCCCAUCAUCUCAAGGGAAAUAUGAAUCUGGAGGCCUUGAUCCUGUCCGUGAGAGCCCAGAAAAAGCUGAGGCUCAUCCUGCAUCACUGAGGAGUGAACUAGCUAAUUCAUCUGCCAUGAAAGAGAACAACCACAAUAACAUAUUGGAUGAAUUACUACAUAACAGUGAAGAUCUAGAGGAAGAUCAAGCAAUCACUCUUUUGCAGGAGAGCCUACAGAUCAAACCCAUUUUUUUGGAGAAGUUAUCCAUUCCAGACUUGCCUGCAAACCGAGUCACCGAAUUGAAAACUUUUGUAGGGAAGUUGUCAAAGCCAAGGAAGCCUUUAAUGAACAUAGAUAAUUUGCCUCGAGAUAUGAACAGUGUGACCCCUGAAAAACCUAGACAGAAUGUAGGAAACCCUUGGCAGCAAUUAGCAUCACCCACACCACCAAAAAGUCCAUUUGCUUUAUUGCCGUCAUUGCAGAAGCGCCUUUCACAGUCAAAGCCAUCUGUUGAUUCAUUUUCCACUCUUGAUUGUACACAUUCGUCUGUAAGAAACUCAUCUCAAAGUGAUACGGCAGGAGAUGGACUCAAGCUCAUUGAUUAUGGGAAGCUAUCUGAUAAAUCGGAUGAACCUUUGAUCAAAGAUAUUCAGAUUUCAGUGGAGAAAACUGUCAGAAAUUUGGCCACAACUUCUGGAAUAUCCGGGGAAGACAAUUCAGGGAAACCUGCUUUUGGUACCGAUAUUGACUCAAAUGAAUCUCACCUUGAUCUAGAGGUAGAUGCUGGAGGCAGAAAUAUGAACAAGGUUAUUAAUGACAUAGUAAGCAUGCUAAAUUCUGAGGUAAAUGAUGACCCCUCUAAGCAUAAAGAAGACACUGUCAGAACUUGUGCCAAUACUUCUGAAAAUUCGAAGGAAGAUAAUCCAAAGGAACCUGCUUUUCCUGCUGAUGUAGACUCAAACAAGUCUCACGUUAAUAUGGAGGCACACGUAGGUAACCGAGUUGUGGAUGAUACAACCCGCAGGGCAAAUUAUGAGGCAAAUGAACCCCAUAAAUUGAUGGAGGACACUGUCAGAACUUGUGCUGAUAUUUAUCAAAACUCCAAGGAAGUUAAUUCACCAGAACCUGCUUUUGGUAUUAAUGUUGAAUCAAAUAUAUCUCAUGGUGACAUGGAGUUAGAUGUUGGAGCGAGUGAUGUGGGUAGCAGGUUUGUGGAUGGCACAAUAAGCAAGAACUAUGAGGUAAAUGAACCCUGUAAAUUUAAGGAUGGCACUGUCAAGGCUUGUGCCAAUACUACUGGAAACUUCGAGGUAGAUAAUUCAACAGAAACUGCGCUUGGCACAAAUGUUGACUCAAAUAUAUCUCAUGUCGACGUGGAGGUAGAUAUUGGAGGCAGUGAUGUGGGUAACCAGAUUGCUCGUGAUACAAUAGGCAGAGCAAAUGAACCUGGUGAAUCUGCAGGCAAAGUGCAGGAAGUAGUGUCUUCCGAACAAACAGCUGUUGCGGAGUUCAACUUAGUGAACCCACAAGAUCAAUCUGGAGAUGCUCUCUUUGAAGCCAAUUCUGGCGAUGGAAACACCAAUACUUCAGAUGAUGGUCCAGGACAAUUUUUACAGGUACAGAGAAAUACAGACAAGUCCCAGGUUUCAGUAAAUGAGCAGAGGAAAGUUAAAUCACGGAAACGCAAAGAUAGAGGACUUUCUCGAAGGCAGAGCCUUGCAGUGGCUGGCACAUCAUGGGAAUCUGGGGUAAGGCGAAGCACUAGGAUGAGGAUAAGGCCUCUGGAAUACUGGAAAGGAGAAAGGCCGGUGUAUGGGCGCGUCCAUGAGAGUUUGGUAACUGUGAUUGGGGUGAAGUGUUUGUCUCCUGGAACUGCUGAUGGAAAACCUAUAUUGAAGACGAAAUCUUAUGUUGCUGAUGAGUACAAAGGGCUGUUCGACAUAGCUUCUCUACAUUGACAUGCCUAUUGUUAUGUUGAGAGUUGAAUAAGUUCUGCCAUUUUUAAUUUCUUGGGCAUCCUGGCUUAGUUAUGUAUCCUGAACUUUGAUCUUUGGUGCUGUAAAUGCAGUCUCGCAUGAAUGAAGUAUUACCUAACAGCCUGUUAUAUUUCUUUAGCAAUAAAAAACAGUUUCUUUCUUCGAUUUAA
Neltuma alba is the source of this 2868-nucleotide messenger RNA. Its product is annotated as centromere protein C. Gene Ontology annotation, cellular component: kinetochore. The coding region runs from base 113 to 2680 and encodes 855 amino acids. Gene Ontology annotation, biological process: attachment of mitotic spindle microtubules to kinetochore; kinetochore assembly; spindle attachment to meiosis I kinetochore. The record is from RefSeq and is a predicted model, not a curated record. Lineage: Eukaryota; Viridiplantae; Streptophyta; Magnoliopsida; Fabales; Fabaceae. The transcript has 11 exons. Gene Ontology annotation, molecular function: centromeric DNA binding.